AUGGCUGACAUCAAGAAAGAUAUUAAAGCUCCAGUCACUCCAGUAGUUGUAAAGAACAUUACCAUUACAGUCACUUCAACUAAAGUUAAGGCAGUUGAAGCCCUUUGUACUGAAGUAAAAGAAAACGGAAAGAAGAAAGGAGUUCAAGUCAAAGGUCCAGUUAGAAUUCCAACUAAAACUUUAAGAAUCACCACAAGAAAGACACCAUGUGGUGAAGGUUCAAAGACUUGGGAUCAUUACCAAAUGAGAAUUUAUAAGAGAGUAUUAACAUUGAAAACUACUCCAGAACUUGUUAAAGAAAUUACUUCUCUCAAGAUCGAACCAGGAGUAGAACUCGAAGUUGCUAUGUUCGAUUAA
Entamoeba dispar SAW760 is the source of this 357-nucleotide messenger RNA. Its product is annotated as 40S ribosomal protein S20, putative. Gene Ontology annotation, cellular component: ribosome; cytosolic small ribosomal subunit. The coding region runs from base 1 to 357 and encodes 118 amino acids. Lineage: Eukaryota; Evosea; Mastigamoebida; Endamoebidae. The transcript is spliced from 2 exons. The record is from RefSeq and is a predicted model, not a curated record. Gene Ontology annotation, biological process: translation. Gene Ontology annotation, molecular function: structural constituent of ribosome.